Aplosporella prunicola CBS 121167 is the source of this 1018-nucleotide messenger RNA. RefSeq lists its product as uncharacterized. The record is from RefSeq and is a predicted model, not a curated record. Gene Ontology annotation, biological process: vacuolar acidification. The coding region runs from base 148 to 921 and encodes 257 amino acids. Gene Ontology annotation, molecular function: proton-transporting ATPase activity, rotational mechanism. The transcript has 5 exons. NCBI's taxonomy places the organism in Eukaryota, Fungi, Ascomycota, Dothideomycetes, Botryosphaeriales, Aplosporellaceae. Gene Ontology annotation, cellular component: fungal-type vacuole membrane; vacuolar proton-transporting V-type ATPase complex.
GGCUUUCCCAUCCAUACGUUCCCUUCUCUCCCACCCCUCCCCCAGCCUUUCAGCUUCAGCUCGCCCUCCCCUCCGUUUGUUCAGGGGCCCCUCGAACCCUUUAACGCCACUCAAUCCUAAACGUUCGCCACACGCCAAUAGCCCGUCAUGUCGGGUGCGGGGGCUCGCGAGUCCGUCUUCCCGACGCGACAGGUCUUGGGCCAGAUGAAGAGCAAGCUCAAGGGUGCCCAGACCGGCCAUGACUUGCUCAAGCGCAAGAGUGAAGCCCUGACAAAGCGUUUCCGAGAGAUCACCCGCCGCAUCGAUGAGGCCAAGCGUAAGAUGGGCCGGGUCAUGCAGAUCGCCGCCUUCUCGCUCGCCGAGGUCACCUACGCCGCCGGCGGAGACAUAAGCUACCAGAUCCAAGAGUCGGCCAAGAAUGCAAAGUUCCGCGUGCGCACCAAGCAGGAGAACGUCUCGGGUGUCUUCCUGCCGCAGUUCGAGAGUUUCACCGUAGAGGGCGCCAAUGACUUUGGCAUGACUGGUCUGGGUAGAGGUGGACAGCAGGUCCAGAGAUGCAGAGAGACGUAUGCGCGGGCUGUCGAGACUCUUGUGGAACUUGCCAGUCUGCAGACGGCCUUCGUCAUCUUGGACGAGGUCAUCAAGGUUGUCAACCGGAGAGUCAACGCCAUCGAGCAUGUCAUCAUCCCCCGCACUGAGAACACUAUCAAGUACAUCAACUCGGAGCUUGAUGAGCUCGACAGAGAGGAGUUCUACAGGCUGAAGAAAGUUUCGGGCAAGAAGGAACGCGACGCCGCUGAAGCCGAAAAGGAGAGGAAAAGUAAAAAAGAACAAGACGAGCCGGCGGCGGCCCAGGUGGCGGAGGAGACCGAGACCAAGGACAUGCUGGGCGACCAGGACAACGAAGAUGUCAUCUUCUAAGUCCACAUGUAUCAACCUGUUAUAAUAUGUUUACACGCACGCUUGAACAUACUCUGUAGACUGCACGACUCACUGCUUUGAAUGAAAUCUGCUUCAU